This is a messenger RNA of Nannizzia gypsea CBS 118893, 501 nucleotides long. RefSeq lists its product as hypothetical. Gene Ontology annotation, biological process: endosome transport via multivesicular body sorting pathway. Gene Ontology annotation, molecular function: ubiquitin protein ligase binding. Lineage: Eukaryota; Fungi; Ascomycota; Eurotiomycetes; Onygenales; Arthrodermataceae. Gene Ontology annotation, cellular component: fungal-type vacuole lumen; fungal-type vacuole membrane. Bases 1 to 501 code for a protein of 166 amino acids. The transcript has 2 exons. The record is from RefSeq and is a predicted model, not a curated record.
AUGUGCUCGCCAGACGCCUUCCUGGCCAUCCUGGCCGUCCUCUUCCCGCCCAUCGCAGUCUGGAUCAAGGUCGGCGUCUGCUCUGCUGAUUCCCUUAUCAACAUCGCGCUUUGCUGCCUGGGAUACGUUCCCGGCCUGCUUCAUGCUUGGUAUAUCAUUCUCAAGUACCCCGAGGCGGACGACGAGUAUCCAGACGGGUACAGACCCAUCGUAGGACACGGACAGCGCGGAGACGCCGAGGGAGGCCGAGUCACAUACUACUACAUCGCCCAUGAGCAGGCUCAUCCUAACCAGCAGCAGCAGCAGCAGCAGCAGCAGCGCUCGUAUGGCACCAACGCGAACUCUGAGUCAAGAGCUGCGCCCCCACCCCCGGUUCCCCAGAAACCAAAUCCAUCUGGUGGUGCGCCGGACCAGGGAAGCAGCAGUAGGCCCGAGGGUGAACACAGAGCGCCGCCAACCUACGCUGAGGCCGUUAAAGGAGACAACAAAAUCCAAUCCUAA